GAGUGGGGGGGAGUUGCGUCGCGCCGCGUCGCGUUGCGACGUUCAUAUCAGUCAGUCCUCGGAGUUGGCGGCGCGUGUGUCGAUCGUCCUCGCGUGACUCGGUUGCUCCCCCGCUCGAAACGGUCGAUCACGUAUUCGCCAAUAUACGCGACGCUCGAGCAAAGCGGUUGUAAGUGCAAAUAUUAACCUCGCCUCGAGAGAUCGACGACUCAAGUCGGCGAAGGGGAAGCGGGACGGGGAGGAAGAGAACACGAAGCUCGCUGACGUUUCGAGUGUUUGACGUUCCCAGGUAAACGCGCUCCGUGUUUGACGAUAAACACGAGCGUCGCGGAGAUACGUUCCUCUCCGAAGAAGAGAGUUCCCGGAGCAGAUUCGGCGACGGGGCAUUGUUUGCCGCCGGCGAUAUGGUGCGCCCGGCUUCCGCGAAUCCUGAAUCUCGAGCGUCGCGCGGAAUUUGAAUUUCGCGACAACCCGACAAGUUGAAACUCGCAGCCAACUUCGCGCGACGUUACGCGUUGGUAUGUGUGCCGAGACGAAUUCGGAGCACGCGAAGUUGCCGCACUGAUUGCGAGACGCGCAGUUAACUUCGCGCCGAUCAAACGCGUGCCCGCCGUGGGAGAUUCGGUGUUUACGAUUCGCGUUAUUUACGCGAAUAUAAGCGGGUAAGUCGCACGACGCCGAGCCCCCGACGCUCGAAUUAUCGUGAACUUUGCCGAUGAGCGGCACGUCAUCGCGAAGCGUUUCAAUGACGCGACGACGUGCGAAUUGUCGGGAUGGGAAAACUGUGCGAGUGGCGAACCUGACGCGACCGUGUUGUCGAUCGUGAAUCUCGCGGAUUUUAUUCGAUAUAUAUCCACGAGGCGUGAAUUUUUCUCGAGGACACGCGCUUUUCGUCCACUGAUAAAGAUAUUCGAUCGCGAGUGCCGGAGUGUGCUUUGAUCAAUCGAACGGAAUCGAGAGAGUGCUGUGCGGAAAUAAUGAGAAGAAAAAUGGAGAUAUCGACGACCUUCUUCAUCUCGAUACUGGCGGUCAUCUGCCGUGGCAACGAACUCAAGGAUUAUUGUUCGAUACACAAGUUCGAUAAUCUACCGGGUGGCCUGAGGUUCACCAAGGAAGUCGUCACCACGGAAUACGCCAACGUGGGUGCGUUCAAGGCCCUCCACUGCUGCCUCAGGGGAUACAGGAGCAUCGAAUGGUAUAAAGAUAACAGGGCGUAUCCUUGGCCAGGCGGAGAGAGCCACUUUAUCCUAUAUCCCGAGAGCGCGAAUCAAACAAUCUACACGCAGGAGAUGAGAGCCUCGGAUGCGGGACGAUACUCCUGUCAGGCACGUAACGACACAACUACUUUGGAAGGCGACAUCACUCUCGCCGUACUCGAUGAAGAAUCCGGAAUCUAUACAGGGAAACCUCUACCCACCUACAGGCCAGCUUCACAGUUGGUACCCCUGGGAGGUACAGCGAGGCUCUUCUGCGAGGCUUAUCUGGGCAAGGUCGAGUUACCCGACGCCAAGAACUCCGUCACUUGGUCGAAAAGCGACAGCAACAUGACGCUUCCCAGCCACGGUAGGAUAGCGCAGAACAGGGUAUCCCGAGAGAACGAUAAGAUAGUCGGCUCUUAUUUGGAGAUCGAGGACGUUACUCUCGAGGAUUAUGGCGAGUACAAAUGCGAAGUCAGCAAUGGUGUCGACGAGGAGAUUACGUUGCCUGCUCAUCUAUACCGACAAGAACCGCAAUUCGCGUUAAGCCUUCCAAACGGAUCCUGGCGGAAGUCUCUUCUGUUGGCAGUCCUCGUCCUCGUCCUAUUACUAUCAGCUGGUGCAUUUUAUGCGCGUUGCUGGCUGCCACUCGCAUUACUCUACAAAGACAAGUUUGGUCGCCUCGAAGAAAACGACGGGAAGGAAUGCGACGCACUGGUGUGUUAUCACGAGAAGGACUCCAACCUGGUGAUCGGUAUCUUGAUACCCACCCUGGAGUCUAGGCAUCGAUACAAGUGCACGGCGCUGGAGCUGUCUCACCAGAAUCACAAUUGGAGCUUGGAGAUCGGCCCGCACGCCAACACGGCCCGGCGAAUCAUUGUCGUGCUUAGCCCAGCAUCCCUAGGCAACAUCUGGACAGACGCGAGCGUUGGCGCGGCAUUGAAGCAGCUGUCAUCGUUGCCGAUGAAGACGAUUGUCAUCUCGCUGAAGAGCCUGCCGAGCACGACGACGACGAUUGCGAAGCGAUCGCGACGCGAUCAUCCCGACGUCGACGUGAUCUCGUUUGAUCGAUUGACGAUCUUGUGCUGGCAGGACGGCGGCAACAAUGGCAGCAACGGCAACGGGACCGCUUCUUUUGGCAGCGGCGGUCGUAAAUUCUGGUACAAGCUCAGGUUGGCGAUGCCGGCGAUGCGACCGAUGGCGUCUGAGACCGGUUGCCAAUCGGUUGCCAUGAUAGUGCAGGCUAAUGGCAAGUGCGGACAGCAAAAGGCUCGCUCGCGCGAGAGUCUGGAGGUCCUUGUUUAGAAUCUUUGGCUCUUUGGCUCAUGUCCGUUCGUUCUAAGCGAUCCUCGCGAGCGAAAUCACUCAGUAUUCGAUUUUCGUGAAGGUCGCGGCAUCGAGAGGACCUUGAUCUUGAUUCGGAUCUCGCACGAACAGAGAUUCUCAAGAUUAUUAUUGUUCAAAAAUUCACUCAUUCUGAUUCGAGGAUGAUCUCGCGGGAAGGACCUUUUGUCUUUGAUUUGAUGAAAAAAUUGUGCGAUGUCGAUUUCGAUGAUACAAAUUUUACUCGAGUUUUUCAUCUCUUUUAGAACUUUUACUCCUUCUUGAAAUCCUAUGAAAGGACUAUUUUUGUCCGUGAUAUCGAUUUUUGAAAAAAUCGCGCGAUUCCUUUGAUUUUGGUCGAUAAAUUGUAUGUGUCAAGAAUGCGAGAAUAAUGUUUUGUGUCAUUGAAUAUUUAAUAAAAAAAUUUUUUUGUUUAAGAUUAAAAUGAACAAUCUUUUUUGAGUUCGGUGGUUCGAAUUAACGCGCGAGAAACGUGGAAAAGCCACAUUGUAGCUUUAUAUUACUAUGUUACAAUUGCGUUUCUUAUCGUGUCGUGUAUGAUUGGAAAGCAAAUUCGAUUUUAUGUCGCGUAUGUACGUUGCCGCAUAAAAGAAAACAGCUGCACGCAUCAUAAAAAACGAAUCAAGCAGAAAUUUUACCACAUAAAUUUUUAGAACUUUGAUUCUUCUGAAUUUACAGUUUGAAAUUUUACGCUCCCCAACAUUUAGAUUUUACAAUUUUUAGUCGAAAAAAAUCAAUUUUAAGAUAACGAGAAUCGCGUUAGAAUCUCUGGAUAUCUUAGACGUGAUUUUUUAUCCUAUCAUUUUCGUAGUUUACACGAAUCUGCUCGAUUCCUUUUAGACACCCUAUAGUUGGUAGGUAUGGAGCGCAGUUACGUAAAGGGAAACGCCUAAACGGAUAUUUAUGCAUCUUGGCGAGGUGCAACUGUUCUCGAAUGCAUCGCCUGACAGUGUGAAUCGACGAUGCGAAGUGUGAAUUUGUAUUCGCGAUAAGUUCGAGAACAUUAAAAACGUGGAGUGAUUUCUGCACAUUUUUUAUUGUCGGACAAUUACUGAAUUUUUAAUAUAGUGUGAAAAUUGUAAAAACAUUCCGAAAGCAAGAGAGAGGAAAAAGAUUCUGUAGCGAAAUGUCCUGCUGUUGUUAUUAAAAAUGAAUUUAUUCAAUUAAUUAUAAGUCAUUUUGUUUCUUUGUUGGAUUGUGAUUUUUAUUAUUACGGUUUUUGGAAAUUUGUAUUAUAAGAUGAGAAGAUGAUUAUACUUCUACCAAUUAAUUAGAAUUCUGUGUUGGGAACAAAUUUUAAAAGUAUCAAAAAAAUAAAUAAAUAAAAUAAGUAACUGUAAUAGGCGCGUAAAAUUGCUUUACAGUAGUAUUUGUAUUAUCGUAAAAAUAGUUUAUAUCAGAAAUCCGCAUUUCUCUCAGUAGACCCGUAUUAGAUAGCAUUGAAGGUGAAAUAAUGUUAAAAGAAAUUAAAUCAUCAAAAAUUUCUCUUCCUUUUAUUCGCUUUUUUCAUUUAAUUCUUUUAUAGCAGACCUAUCUGUCGAUUACGUUAUCGACAAUAAAGAUAAAAAAAUCGGAGCAAUGGAAUUACUGAAAUAAGUAGAUUUUCACAUUUUUCGAUCAUCUCUUUGUCCCUUUAAUUGUGUACUCUGGCGAGAGAGAACGUCGAUAUCUGGAUGCACAUUACUAUCUAAUCGUCCGAGGUUAUUAAACCUUGGAUUUUUUAGAAAUUUUUUUUGAAUAAUAUCGCUAUAUUCUCAUAAAAAAUACGUAAUUGUCAAAAAAUUUCACGUAUAAGUAAUUUAAAAAUCCGACUUUUUUUGCGCGAAUUUUUGAAAAAACGAAUUUGCUUUACACAAUCGACGAAUCGAUUCGACUAUCCUAACAUUCCGAUUGUUUGAUGGACGAAAAGAACGGAAAGAUGAGAAAUGCGCAGUCUUCCUUCUCGCGCGCGUGAUGAGAAUUUUAUUACCUGCGUUCCGUUAUCACUGGCGUCCUAUCAUUUUUAUUAUUUUUAAGCUUAUCACCACUCUUCUUUGUAUAUAUUGGAAAUCUAUAUUUAUUUAGCUAGCCGCGUUUUAUUUAUAUGUACAAAUUUGCGUACAUUUUAAUCAACCAAUUCUUCAAUUAGUGAAUAAGGUUUUAAAUUCUUGUUUCGAGAUUUAAGGAAGAAAAGAUUUGUUUAGGUACUUAAAUGUUUUUGUGUUAAAAUUUGGAAAUUAAUUUAUCUAAAUAUAUAAGAUGUAAAUUGUUUUAUAUGUGUAUAUUCACUUAUUUCAUCGUGCAAAUUUAGCUAAAUGUGUAUUCGAACUGUGGUUAAAAAAAUUUAUAUAAUCACGCGGAAUUGCACUCCGAUGCGUCACAUUUGUGCGAUAUUUUCUCUAAAAGCUGAUUUAUCGCGAGCGAUAACGGUAUAAUUUCGCAUUAUCGUUCGAUAUAAUAUACGUCAACUGCCUCGGGACGUUAAUAUAUAAGCGUUUUAUACUGUUUUAUAUAUAUAUACAUAUAUAUGUGUAUACAUAUAUACAUAUAUAGACGUACAAGAUAUAUUCUAUACCGGAUAUUCCUGGACAUCUCUGAGCGCACAAUCGAUGUCAGUAAUCGUUGCUUGCUAAUCAUUAUCACAUUCUCCCCGAAAUAAUAUUUUCAGUUUCCUGGAUUUUCUAGA
Molecule: messenger RNA, 5205 nt
Organism: Camponotus floridanus (Florida carpenter ant)
Lineage: Eukaryota; Metazoa; Arthropoda; Insecta; Hymenoptera; Formicidae
Product: single Ig IL-1-related receptor
Exons: 7
Coding region: 978-2501 (507 amino acids)
Source: RefSeq, a predicted model, not a curated record